AUGGUGGAUAAAUCAGAGAGCAGUUCAUUUGAAGACCUAGCGUCAGCUGCAGCCCAUGAAAUUGAAGAAGCAAAGCUGGCGGAAGCCGCGGCGGCGGAAAAAGAAAGGGCAACUGAGUCGCAAAAUGAUGAAUGGCAAGAUCUUUUGGGAUCUGGGGCACUACUUAAAAAGAUUAUAAAGUCAGGUGAUGAAUCAGAAGGUUUAAGGCCACAUAGAAGUGAUGUUUGCCGAAUUAGUUAUGAAGUGAAAAUUAAAGAUGGCAAUGGAGAAAUUAUUGAAAAGAGAGAUCAAGUCAAGAUUUAUUUGGGUGAUAAUGAGGUUCUGCAAGGUCUAGAUUUGGCAUUGACUCUAAUGUAUAAAGGGGAAGCAAGUUAUCUCCACAUGGCUCCCCGUUUCGGUUAUGGCGAGACUGGCUUAAAACCUGGUGAGAGUCUUGGGAUUGUAGGCGAUGCUGAAGGGUUAAAGUAUGACGGACCAGUUAUUGAAUCAGACACAUGGUUAGAAGCAAAACUUGAAUUACUUGAUUGGACAGAAGAACCUGAACAUGACACAUUGUCUAUAGCAGAGAGAAUGGAAAUAGGUAUACGUCGCCGAACGCGAGGUAACUGGUGGUAUGGUCGGGGCGAGGCACAACUAGCCAUACAGCUUUAUCGCCGGGCGUUGGAUGUAUUAGAUGAGAGCGAAGGGGGAAUUACGGACCCCACACCAUCCGGUGAAAUGGCAUCAACAUCGGAUGCUCUCCAGGAGCUCUUAGAGGAGCGCUUGAGAGUUCACAAUAACAUGGCUGCUGCUCAGCUGAAGGCUGGUGCCUAUGACGCGGCUCUCCAAGCUGUAACUAGAGUUCUCACUUGCCAACCGAAGAAUGCAAAGGCACUGUACCGCAAGUCCCGCAUAUUAUCUGCGAUGGGUAAGAAUUCUGAGGCCCUGGAGGCUGCCAGAGCUGCUGCGGCGGCUGCUCCUGAAGAUGUCGGCGCCCGCAAGGAGUUGCAGCGUUGCGAGCUGAAGGCCACCAGAGACAGAUCCGUUGAGAGGCGGCUUGCUAAACGCAUGCUAGGGAAUGUCAACCCACCGAAGCCCGGGUCAACGCCUGAUAAAAAACCAUCCAGGGCCAAGAUGUUUGUAUGGGGCUCCCUCCUUUUAAGUCUGCUGACAUACACAAGGGAGGUCUUAGAAAAGGUAAUUGAGAUUCCAAGAAUGAUGUUACGGGAAGAU
This is a messenger RNA of Iphiclides podalirius (scarce swallowtail), 1212 nucleotides long. NCBI's taxonomy places the organism in Eukaryota, Metazoa, Arthropoda, Insecta, Lepidoptera, Papilionidae. The record is from the annotation of a GenBank genome assembly.